CUCAUUUUAAAUACAGCUUAACCUUAGUUUUAGUCUACAAUGCAAAUAAAUUAACAAUAUUAAUUAAAAUAAUCCACAUUUUCUUAAACUGCUCACAUGAAAACCCCCCACCUCCUCCGGCCAAAAACUAAAUAAUUAUUUACCUAAACCUAUUAAUUAAUUAAAUUUUAAUAUUUAAUUAGUAUUUCUUAAUCCGUAUCCAUCCCAGUCCUUCCUUCCUUCCUAUAGGUUAUUAUUAUAUAUAUAAAAAAUAAUAAUAAUAUUUUCAAAUUUGGGAAAAAAAAAAAGCGAGAUUAGGAAGGAAGGCAAAGGAAAAUUCUAAUAAGAGUGAUUGUUUUGUUUGCUUCUCUUUGGGGAAAUUUCGGGACCGAAGCCACACAGGGUGCGGAGCUGAAACGGCGUCGUUUUCUCUGGGGUUACCGGCGGCGAUGGGCGAUGAUAAGACAUCGUCGAUUGUAAUGGCCAACAGAGACAGAGAGCGAGAUCGCGAGCUUCUUAUUCCCGUCGCUGACUCUCCUCACGAUGAGCCUUCUUCUAAACCCUCUUCUUCUUCAUCCUCGUCUCAUCACCCCGGUCGCGAGACUUUUAGCAAAGUCGUUAGAAGCUGGGCGUCAAAAAAGUUCAUGACAGGAUGUGUGAUCUUAUUUCCAAUAGCUAUAACUUUCUAUAUUACAUGGUGGUUUAUUCACUUUGUGGACGGUUUUUUCUCACCAAUUUAUGCUCAACUUGGAAUUGAUAUUUUUGGUCUUGGAUUUGUAACUUCCAUAACAUUCAUCUUCUUGGUUGGGGUGUUCAUGUCAUCAUGGUUGGGUGCUUCGGUCCUAAAUCUUGGGGAGUGGUUUAUCAAACGGAUGCCUUUUGUUCGUCAUAUCUACAAUGCUUCCAAGCAGAUUAGUUCUGCCAUAUCCCCAGAUCAAAAUACACAAGCUUUCAAGGAGGUUGCUAUCAUUAGACAUCCACGUAUCGGUGAAUAUGCAUUUGGAUUCAUCACUUCAUCUGUUGUUCUGCAGAAUUAUUCCGGAGAGGAGGAGCUAUGCUGUGUUUAUGUGCCGACCAACCAUUUAUACAUUGGUGAUAUAUUCCUCGUGAACGCCAACGAUGUUAUAAGGCCAAAUUUAUCAGUUAGAGAAGGAAUUGAAAUUGUCGUUUCCGGAGGCAUGUCGAUGCCCCAGAUGCUGUCAACUGUUGAUCAACAGAUUUCACCAGCUGAUAGAAGUAGUAGACCUAACAGAAGCUGAGUGAAGACGUUAGCUGUAGCAGAUAUGUUUGCUUAUAUAUCUCUUGGGUUUCUUUCAUUGAGUCCUCAGAAAGGCCUGGCAACCAAUUUGUUGUUUGUGCUAAUUUGAUUUGAUCAGAUUGUCAAAUUUUUGGUUGUUGUAAUGUAUUCUGAUGACACCUGUAACAUCGUUUGUCAUGUUAGUGUAGAAAUAUUUUCUUGGAAAUAUAGUUUUGUUGAUGAUACUGGAUUGUAAUAGGCAAUUCCAUUUCAAAAUUCUUUUGUUUAAUAUUUAUUUAUUUUUGCUGGA
Cannabis sativa is the source of this 1526-nucleotide messenger RNA. RefSeq names its product protein LIKE COV 1. Gene Ontology annotation, biological process: stem vascular tissue pattern formation. The coding region runs from base 429 to 1238 and encodes 269 amino acids. Gene Ontology annotation, cellular component: Golgi apparatus. The record is from RefSeq and is a predicted model, not a curated record. The transcript is spliced from 7 exons. NCBI's taxonomy places the organism in Eukaryota, Viridiplantae, Streptophyta, Magnoliopsida, Rosales, Cannabaceae.